Messenger RNA from Epithele typhae, 153 nucleotides. RefSeq lists its product as uncharacterized. The transcript is spliced from 2 exons. NCBI's taxonomy places the organism in Eukaryota, Fungi, Basidiomycota, Agaricomycetes, Polyporales, Epitheliaceae. The record is from RefSeq and is a predicted model, not a curated record. The annotation marks the transcript as partial.
GAUUCCGGUCCGACUGUAGGCAGCACGGACUACACAACUAUCGUUAUUGUCCACGGGAUGACGUGGCGCGGAGGUGAGAUCCCCAAGCUGUUUCCUAUAUCGGCGCGAUACAACGCCCGUACAAUCGCACUCAUUCGGCGUGGGUACCCAUGA